UACGCAAACUAUAUGAGACCUGCCGAACUGAUGGUCAAACCACUUAUAUCGUCUGCUUACAUAACGCCAAAUGCAUUUGAUACCGCCAUUUGAUACCGCAAUCCUCCAAUGAGCUAUAUACUCAUAUAGUAUAUAGAAUACUGGAUAUAUAGGUCCUACAAAGCACAUUGAUUCCUUUGAGACGAAAUUUCAGUACGACAAGCAGCUAAGCAUUGUAAUAAAAGGGGUUUUUCACUAACCUGUAGGGCUUCCAAGGUGAUUGUACCGUCUUUGAGGCAAUUUAAGGCGUUAGGUAAUUGACAAGAUGAAUGAAACCACAGACACGCAUGGGUCCACGGAGGAACCAAACGGGGGACUACGGCAUCGUGCAUCGUUUUCCCAAACGGGAACAACAGAUUCCACUUCCGGUGCAGAAGGAUCUAAUACACAAGCGCCCUCUACAAAAAAUGGAUCGGAAGAUGUCAGGACAAUACGGGUACUUCGACCGGUGUACUCCCAGUCGGCUUUUGAUACAUUAUAUGAGCAUACCAUGCCAGAGGAAAAAACAGUUAAAGACCACGUUCAUCACACGUGGCGAAAACGCUGUGCGUGUUCUUCUGAAUGCUUCAAAGCGUUUCUACUGCAACUGUUUCCGUUUGUUGGUAUUAUGCGCCAGUAUAAAUUCCCGCUGUGGCUGAUAUCUGAUAUUGUGGCGGGGAUAACUGUGGGGAUAAUGAAUCUACCCCAAGGUAUGGCAUAUGCAUUGGUGAGUGGUCUUCCAUCGAUUCAUGGUUUAUAUGCAUCGUUCUUCCCUCCGUUGGUCUAUUUCUUUUUCGGAUCAUCCAGACACAUUUCUAUAGCAUCUGCUGCAGUGGCAAGUCUUCUUGUUGGCUCUUUUGUUGACAAGCAGACGGCAAACUGGACCCCGUCCACCUCGUUGCUUAACAACAGUACCGAUAAUACGUCACUGGAGAACGAGAUGACGUGUAACGUUGACACCACCGACUACCAGGAGUGUGUAGACUUUAAGAUUAACCUCGUCGUGGCUCUGACGCUGUUAGCGGGCUGUUGGCAGUUGCUGCAGGGCAUACUCCGCCUUGGCUUCAUCACCAACUACUUGUCUGACCCCCUCGUCAGUGGAUUCACCACUGGAGCCGCCUGUCACGUGUUUUCUUCACAGAUUAAACACGUCUUUGGAGUCAGUGUUAAGACUGUGCCAAGUCCAUUCAAACUGAUAAGCUUUUACAUCCAGUUUUUCCCUGCUCUACCCCAGACCAAUUUGACGGCUCUGAUCAUGUCAGCCAUAUGUAUUCUUACUCUGGUUCUUAUUAAAGAGUGUAUCAACGCUAGAUUUAAGUCCAAAAUGAAGGUACCAAUUCCUGCAGAGCUACUGGUGGUAAUAGGUGGCACUGUAGUGUGUUACUUUGUCAAACUGGACGAGGUUUACGACUUGGUUGUGGUUGGUGAUAUUCCAACAGGUAUUCCGCACCCUAGUAUCCCACCGGCUAAAUAUUUCGGAGAAGUUGUCCUUGACUCGCUCGUCGUGGCAAUCGUUGCCUUCAGCAUCAACUUGUCUAUGGCGAAGAUACUGGCCAAGCCCCAUGGUUAUACUAUAGACGCUAACCAGGAACUUGUUGCUUAUGGUCUGAGCAAUGUGGUGGGCGGGUUCUUCACUGCCUUCGCCUCCGGGGCCUCCAUGUCAAGAAGCUGCGUGCAGGAGUCGGCGGGGGGCAAGACACAGGUGGCGAGCAUCAUAGCCAGCGGUUUUAUCCUUAUUGUCAUACUGGCUGCUGGACCACUGUUUAAAACACUUCCAAGGUGUGUUCUUGCCUCCAUCAUCAUCGUAGCUCUGAAGGGCAUGUUCCUGCAGGUCAAAGACCUGAAGAGGCUGUGGAAGAUUUCAAAGUUUGAUUUUGCGAUCUGGAUUGUUACUUUCCUCGGAGUGGUUAUCCUCAACGUGGACUAUGGUCUCAUGAUUGGAGUUGGUUUCUCCCUGCUCACCGUCGUGUUCAGGACACAGUGGCCGUACACGUGUUUGUAUGGGAGAGUACCCCAUUCGGACAUAUACAGAGACAGCAAUAUAUACAAGGCGGUCGAAGAGAUUCCAGGUAUCAAGAUAUUUCACUUUGAAUCUUCUUUGUAUUACGCCAACGCUGAACACUUUCGGAGCAAGCUGUACGCAGCUACUGGCUGUGAUCCUGGACUCCUGAAAGCAAAACAGAUGAAGAGCAAAGAGAAAAGAGAGGCGUUGGAGAAAGAAAGACAGAAGGAAGAGAAGAAGAGACAAAAAGCAGAGAAAAGAACGGGAAACGGAGUAAGUAACGGCGCCAUGAUUGGCCAGUCCAAAGAGGUUCUUACCUUGGAAAUAGAAGAUAUCCGUCCAGAAGACAAUGUGGCUACCGAGGGCGUGGUCCACGGAGAACCUCCACCACAGCCAGACAUCCACCACAUCAUAAUUGACUGCUCAGCCAUUACCUUUAUUGACGCUGUUGGUAUCAAGGUGCUGAAACAGGUUUUAUCAGAAUACAAAGAAGUGAACAUUCAGGUUGUUUUGGCACAUUGCAGAGCCCAGCUCUCAGACAUGCUCCACAAGAACGGUUUCAUAGAGGACCACGGCAGAGACGUCGUAUGUCUCAUGGUGCACGACGCUGUCCUGAUGGCUCUGGCGGAUGACCUUGACCUACUUAAGAAGUUAGAAGAUGACACCCUCAUCACAUCCCACUCUCCAGAAAUUGAAAUGGCAGAGGAAAGCACAAACGAUAUGGAAGAUACGCGGAUGUAGAAGUCGCCAGCAGCAAUCCAGGAAAACUGCCUCACCAGUACUCUCAUAUUCCAAAAUGGUGACUCUGCCUUACAAAUGUUAAAGGGGACGCUUUCGUGAAUUACUUUAUUUUCAUUGGAAAAUUUUCAUUAUGAAUAUAGCCACAAUAAAAAUAAUGAUAAUAAUUAUAAUA
This is a messenger RNA of Lingula anatina, 2933 nucleotides long. RefSeq names its product prestin-like. The record is from RefSeq and is a predicted model, not a curated record. Gene Ontology annotation, biological process: transmembrane transport. Lineage: Eukaryota; Metazoa; Brachiopoda; Lingulata; Lingulida; Lingulidae. Gene Ontology annotation, cellular component: membrane.